Scheffersomyces stipitis CBS 6054 is the source of this 1710-nucleotide messenger RNA. RefSeq names its product DUF4246 domain-containing protein. The coding region runs from base 1 to 1710 and encodes 569 amino acids. The transcript has a single exon. The record is from RefSeq and is a predicted model, not a curated record. Lineage: Eukaryota; Fungi; Ascomycota; Pichiomycetes; Serinales; Debaryomycetaceae.
AUGUACCGUAGACCAAAGAUAGCAUCCAAAUCUCCGUUUAAACACCCAUGGUGGGCAGCCUACACAGGAGUAGGUCCAACCAUAAAAUGCAAAGACGAAUGGUUGAUUAUUGAGAUUUCCAACAGUAUCCGUCAAAAGCCCAACUGGAAAGCAAAGUACAAAGAUCCUACGAUCUCGGCCAAAUGGAAACAGGAGGUUAAGGACUUCUACAACGACAGGACUAAACUCAUUGAUGAAGUAAUUGACUACGUUUUUCUCGAAUUGGAAUGGUAUGAGAAGACUGAACACGACUUCCCUGGAUUUAAAGGCAAGGAAUAUUCCAUUGGAUGUGAUGAUAAGAUUGUCUUUGCUGAUAAAGCCAUUGAUCCUCAACUCGCGGCCACCUUCAAGAGAGACAUCGAUAAAUUAGCAGAAUCCUUUGGUGGCGAUUUGGACUACCAUCCAAAAACAGAUAACAAGGUCAUUGACUUAGUCCAUCCUUCUUUGUUUCCGUUACAAUACGGCAUUACUCCAAUUUAUUCUUCCAACAAGAACCAGGUCGAAGUGGUAGAGUACGAGGAGAAAAUUGAAUUUUUCAAAAAUGCAGUCAUGCCCUUUGGCAUUUCGAAGAAUUUCCAAUGGCUUCCUGCUCUAUUAUCAUUCAACAAAGCACUGAGCAGCUUUGAGUUUAUUUCCUACAUCAACAAUUUGCACCCAGCAAAACAUGCCAAGUUAUACUCCUCAAUCCAAGCAAUUUUCAACUCUGUUUUGCCUGGCUUGAACUAUAUCUUAUCUAAGGCUGUUUCCAAGGAAUACAUUAGAAUUGAAAUUCCUAAAUACAACGAUGCAUACCUGGAUGAGUAUAAGCAAAAACUUGAGGAUAUUUGGAAUGGAGAAGAUGCGGUUGCGGAUGAGAUCUGGGACGAGCUUCAAGAUAAUAGAGUCAACUAUUUGAAGACUUUCACUCCCAUUUACGAUCAGGGCCCUAUUAUCGACAAAGAAAUCGAUGUUGUUAGGGACUUCCAGAAAUUGAAGGUCAUUGUCAAGUUGGCGAACAUUGAAUUGACUCCAGAGAGGCCCACCUACGAAGGGGGAGCAUGGCAUGUGGAAGGAACAAUCAACGAAGACAUUGUUGCUACCGUUUUGUACUACUAUGAUUCAGAAAACAUCACGGAAUCUAAGUUGAAGUUUAGAACUGGAUUUGAAGAUCCAGAAUACGAGCAAAACGAUGACGACUACGGAAGAGAGAUCUUUGGUGUCAAUGACGAAGAUUUAAUGGUAAAAGAGCUUGGACAUGUUAUUUCUCGAGAAGACAGAGUUGUAAUUUUCCCCAAUAUAUUCCAACACCAAGUUGAUACCUUCGAAUUGGCCGACAAGUCCAAGAAGGGUCACCGUAAGAUCCUUUGUUUUUUCAUCGUUGAUCCGUACAAUGAUUUGGUGGUUACUACUGAUCAAGUUCCUCCCCAACAGAAGGAAUGGUGGGACGAUUUGGGGCUUUUCAAAGAACAUGAUGAAGAUGCCAAAGCUGGACCUCUCAAUUCCACACUAAUUUCUGAUAAUAUCAUGAAACAAAUCUUGGAUUUGAAGAAAGGAAAUAUCUGGCCCAUAGAUUUGACUAGUGCAAAGAAAGUAAGAGAAGCACUCAUGGAUGAAAGAACAGCAGCUGACAACGAUCCUCAAGUUAGUGACUUGGGAGCAUUCAAGAGACAGUUUUCACUCUGCGAGCAUUGA